UUUCACUCUUAUAUAAAGAAAAGGUCAAGCGCAAAUAAAUUUGCAUGUCUGCCAAUAUCGUCACGUUUGCUACCACCCGUUAAACCCUUUAUAAGAAAAAACAAAGAUCGAGUCACGCCCGAAGAAACACUUUGUGUGAAACCUCGUAGGCGUGUGUUUAACACGUAAGUUACGCUGUUCAUCUCUUCAUUCAGUACCGGGCCAUCGCUUGGGCGAACAUCUUCUGCAAAGCGGAAAUAUAAAGGACUGACAUGGAGAACAUGACAUUGAUAGUUCUGCUCGUCUCAUGGGCUCUUGCAGCGGGAGAAUCUACAGAUGUGCAAUAUACUGAAAAUGCCAAAGUUCGAGACGACGUGCUUUUACCUUGUGCAUGUUCUGUCCUGCCUACGUCACUAGUAUGGCAGAUUGGCGAAAGAGUAGUGAGCUUUUAUACCCAAAACGAGAAUUACAAGAGUCCAAUAGAUGAACACUACAUAAACAGGACGGAGUUAUUUCUGCAUAAGGAGAAGAGCAAUUGCUCCCUGCUGCUCCAUAAUGUGUCUUUUGUGGAUUCAGGCGUGUACACCUGUCAUGUUUUAACCAAGGUUGUUGAGGGAAUCACUUCAAAGAAAUCUUUGGAAGUUAAUCUUACAGUGACUGUACAUGAAACCCAACCACAAGAAAAAUCAUCUCAACAUCCAGAUAUAUCUGUUCAUAUUGGUAUUCCCAUACUGGCAGUGGUGAUAAUACUGGCUGCUGGCCUGCUUGUAACUUCUAGAGUGCUUAGAAGACGAAAACAAAGACAGAACAUCAUCUAUGUGCCAGCCACAGUUGAGGGGAAUGAAGUGUGAAGAGUUGAAAGGUAUCAUGGAGUUACUAAUGCAAGGUUCUUCACUGCGAAAACCACUCAAACACUGAUAUAAGGCUGAAGAUUUCAACCUGUUUGUAUGUAGACAUAACUAAGUUGUGUGUGUUGAUCGGACUUUCUUGAGACGGUUUUAAGGAGUACUGGUCACCAGAUUGAAUUGUGUACAUAACACACUGUGAAAUAUGCAUCUUUGCAUUAUACUUUUGUACAACUCCCUGUGGGAACUGUCUUUAGCAAAUCCUUGUUGUUCUUUGAAGAACAAGUAAAACAAGUAGGGGAGGAAGAAACGUGUUUUUUAUAUUUUGCCAAAUGCUGAUAUGUCAUAGUAGUUUAUAUUUCAAAGUCAUCUUUCUCUGUAUGUAUCAUUUACUAUGCACACGUCAUAUUUGCUUUAUGUUGCUUCUUUACGUACUUUUGUAUGGGUUGUUUUUCUCAGUUGUGCUGAUUUUCAUUCACGUGGAAGGAAUGUAUGGUGCUCCCUAUGGGAUAUUUGCUUUUUUUUACUGUAACAAAUUUAAUUUACUUUAAUGAAUUGAAUGAAGUGCUUUAAGCCUGACAAGGCAAUAAAAUGAUUUUGUAUACA
Triplophysa dalaica is the source of this 1430-nucleotide messenger RNA. RefSeq lists its product as uncharacterized. Lineage: Eukaryota; Metazoa; Chordata; Actinopteri; Cypriniformes; Nemacheilidae. Gene Ontology annotation, cellular component: external side of plasma membrane. The record is from RefSeq and is a predicted model, not a curated record. Gene Ontology annotation, biological process: negative regulation of T cell proliferation; cell surface receptor signaling pathway; cellular response to lipopolysaccharide. Bases 252 to 830 code for a protein of 192 amino acids. The transcript is spliced from 5 exons.